Messenger RNA from Lachancea lanzarotensis, 630 nucleotides. RefSeq names its product LALA0S03e01992g1_1 (gene RMP1). The record is from RefSeq and is a predicted model, not a curated record. Gene Ontology annotation, cellular component: ribonuclease MRP complex. Gene Ontology annotation, biological process: maturation of 5.8S rRNA from tricistronic rRNA transcript (SSU-rRNA, 5.8S rRNA, LSU-rRNA); nuclear-transcribed mRNA catabolic process, RNase MRP-dependent. The transcript has a single exon. Bases 1 to 630 code for a protein of 209 amino acids. NCBI's taxonomy places the organism in Eukaryota, Fungi, Ascomycota, Saccharomycetes, Saccharomycetales, Saccharomycetaceae. Gene Ontology annotation, molecular function: rRNA primary transcript binding.
AUGGUGUCCAAAGAACAUGCUUUAGCUCAUCAGCUUCAUCAGGAGCUCCGAUAUAUAUUGUUGAUCUAUCACAGGAACAAAAACCAGCAUAAAAUGGCGAUUUGGUGGAGACACUUUAAUGAACUCAAGCGUAGUGCUGGACAAGUGUUAGUAUUGAUUCAAAAAGACAAACUUAAAAGGUCAGAAGUGACCAGGUUGUGGAGUUUAGUGGUCAAGCUGCGAAAACACCAAAUUUCUCGAAUGUACUAUAGUUUCAACGGUGUAGUUGGCCUAGGUCAGUUUGUCACAUUAGGAGUAGUGCUCAUUGGAAUUUUGGCCAAGAUUAACGCUCUUUACAACGAUAUCUUUGAAAACUACAAAUCAAACUUUGAAUCAAUCGGGUUGCUGAAACAGUGUGACGUUCCGGUUCCAUUGGUUAUUACCAACACACAAUUGGGCCUGUUUGCCGAUGAGGAAUUAGGCGAGGAAGUAGAAAUUCAAGAACAAGUUCCACCAGAGCCCGAACCAAAAAAUGCAUCGCACCUCCAUGCAAAUGAUGCUAUACCAAGGCAAAACCUUGUUAAGAAAUUGAGGAACAAGAAAAACAAGAAAAAGAAGAAAUCAAGCGCCAUGGACGAUAUUUUUGGAUAA